UAUCCAUUGCGCCACAGAGCCGCCGCGGGGACCGGGCUGCGCCGCCGCCUCCUCUUGCUGCCGCGGCCCUGCACCCCCGGGCCCGGCGCGGCGCGGGGCGGCACCGGGAGGGGAGGGCGCUCGCGGCUCCCGGCCCCGCCCGCGCCGCUGCGGCAGGACCCGCCCCCGCCGGCCCGGCUCUGCCCGGCGCGGCCCGGCCCCCUCCCCUCCUCCGCGGGCGGCGCAGGUGCGAGCGGGGCGCCGAGGACACCAUGAUGCGUUUGGCCGCGGUCACUGGGCUGUUCCUGCUCUUCAGCAGGUUCCUGGAGCUCUCCUGGGUGCUGGUGUUCACUGGCCUCUUCAUUCUCCUGUUGAGCUUCUGGGGGUGGAAAUUUCCCAUCAUAUUCAUCAAGACGAUAAGGAGAGAUGUCACCACGGGGCUGGUCCUGCUGAGGGUGAAGUGGAAGGUGUGGUGGCACGUGAGGGAGAAGAGCACCAUCCCCAAGAUCUUCCAGGAGACAGUCCGCAGGCACCCAGAGAAGACUGCGCUGAUCUACCAGGGGACAGGCGAGAGCUGGACCUUCCGGCAGCUGGAUGAGUACUCCAACCGCGUGGCUAACUACCUGCACGAGCAGGGCUUCCGCUCUGGCGAUGUGGUGGCCUUGUUUAUGGAGUCCCGCAACCAGUAUGUGGGUCUCUGGCUAGGGAUGGCCAAGCUUGGGGUGGAGACAGCGCUCAUCAACUCCCACCUGCGCCAGGAAGCCCUGCUGCACUGCAUCACCAUCUCCAACUCCAAGGCUGUGAUGUUUGGAGCAGAGAUGAUGGAAGCCAUGCAGGAAGUGCAGCCCUUCGUGAAGAAAUCUGUGCGUCUCUUCUGCUCUGGGGAGUGGCACCCAGAAUCCGCUCCCCUGGGAACAGAACACCUGGACCCCCUCCUCCAGGCAGUGCCGCAGCACCAGCCAAACCCCUCGGAGAAGGGCUUCCUCGAUAAACUCUUCUACAUCUAUACCUCUGGCACGACGGGCUUGCCUAAGGCUGCCAUUGUGGUCCAUUGCAGGUAUUUUCGCAUGUCGAGCCUGGUUUACUAUGGAUUCCGCAUGAGGCCGGAUGACGUGAUGUAUGACUGCCUUCCACUUUACCACGCAGCAGGAAACAUUGUUGGGAUAGGCCAGUGCCUGCUGCAUGGCAUGACCGUGGUGAUCCGCAAGAAGUUCUCAGCCUCGCACUUCUGGGAUGACUGUGUGAAGUACAACUGUACGAUUGUGCAGUACAUCGGGGAAAUCUGCCGCUAUCUCUUGAACCAGCGAUACCAGGAGGCAGAGCGGCAGCACCGUGUACGCAUGGCACUGGGCAAUGGUCUCCGCGCAUCCAUCUGGAGGGAGUUCAUGGCUCGGUUUGGGAUCCCCCAGGUUGCUGAGUUUUACGGUGCCACCGAGUGCAACUGCAGCCUGGGCAACUUCGACAAUAACGUUGGUUCCUGUGGCUUCAACAGCAUGAUAUUUCCUGGUAUUUAUCCCAUCGGUUUGGUGAGGGUGGACGAGGACACCAUGGAGCUGAUCCGUGGCCCAGAUGGGCUCUGCAUCCGCUGUAAAACAGGGGAGCCAGGGCAGUUGGUGGGCUGCAUUGUUAGGAGCAACCCACUGCAGCACUUUGAUGGGUACCUGAAUCAAGCAGCCACCAGCAAGAAGAUCACCCAGAAUGUAUUCUCCAAGGGUGAUUCUGCCUAUCUCACAGGAGAUGUGCUGGUGAUGGACAUGUAUGGGUACAUGUACUUCCGAGACCGCACUGGGGACACGUUCCGCUGGAAGGGUGAGAAUGUCUCCACAACAGAGGUGGAGGGGGUACUGAGCCGCAUCCUCAACCUGACUGAUGUCGUUGUCUACGGAGUGGAGGUGCCAGGCAUGGAGGGGAAGGCGGGCAUGGCGGCCAUUGCUGACCCUGAGAAUUCCUGCAACCUGGAGAGCUUCAUCAGUGAGCUCAAGAGGGCCCUGCCCUUGUACGCACAACCUGUUUUCCUGCGGUUCCUGCCAGAAGUCCACAAAACAAGCACCUACAAGUUCCAGAAGACGAUUCUGCGCAAGGAGGGUUUUGACCCCACGCUGGUGAAGGACAAACUGUACUUCUUGGACUCUAGGCAAGGCCGGUACCUCCCUUUGGACCAGGAGGCCUUCACAAGGAUCCAGUCAGGACAACAGAAGCUGUAACCAGUGAGAUUCUGUUGGCCACCUCCCCCUGUCCCUCUACUGCAAUGGGAUGGAGUGGGCAAUAGGAAAGAAAGGGUUAAAGGAUUAUAAUGAAGGGCAUGCUAGGGCUUUUGUUUUAUGAGUUUUAAAGGUAAAGGUUCAGGGGACUGGAGAGGGGGAGAGGUGACAUACCAAAGCAUAGAAUCAUUAUGGCUUUAUUUUCUAUUUUGUACAACAGUAGUCCCCUGGGGAUGUGCGCAUGGGGUCUUCAGUUCACCUUUGGCCAGUGCAUGUGCCAUGGGGGCUGUAGGAGCCACCAUGGAGGAGGAGGAAGGGCACCCGCUGCCCAUGGGACUCUGAUUCCAGGUUUUUCUUGCUUGCUCUCUUUCUCUCCCUGUUCUGCGGAUGCUGCUAAGUCCCAAAAGGGCUGGUGACAGAGAUUCCUCAUGAGGGUCUCCUGGGGGUGAUGCUGUGCUUGCCUUUUCCCCAAGCAUCCAGCUUGUGGGAGCCUGGCCCCUGCCACUGAACCACUCAGUGGGUGGGGACCAAAAACAUGACCCUCUUUGCAGGCUGCUGCAGUUGAGGAAGGGGAGAGGGAGCAGAGCAGACUGGGGGCACAGGUUUCCCUGCCAUGCCUCACUCUUCCCAGGAGUCAAACCUUUUUUUCUUUCACACUUUCUUUCUUUUUUUCUUUCACACAUAUAUAUAUUUUAUAUAUAAUGUGUGUAUAUGUAUAUUUUGAUUUUUAUCUUAAUUUAUUGGAUUUUUUUUCUGAAAAAACAAAAAUACAUAUUCCGGGCUCAUGCAUUGGUGUCAGGACCAUCCUAGCUCUGCCCUAGUGCUCAUAUACUCCUCCCAUGUGGUGGGAGGGAUCUGCCCUUGCACUUGGGACCAGUCCUUUUCCAAAGGUUAGGGCAGAAGAGGAGGCUGCGGUCACUCCCUGAAGGGACCAGCUGAGGGCACAGCAGUCUUGUGAAACUGCACCCCUUUGGCUGCCCCUGGGGAAGUCUUCAGUGCUGUUGUCUGGACAUGAUGGAUUCUGUAAACCUGACUGUGUUCCUCGCUCACCUUGUUUCAUAAAAGCCAGGGGAUUAAGAGCUUGGCUUGUGUUCUCGCUGAGGUGCUGAGCAUUUGCAAGCCACCCAGGAGCCAGUGCUUAGCACCUCAGAACCUAGCGUCUAUCUCUCGAGGGAGCACCAUUAUCUGGGCCUGAUUCUGUGAGAUCUCUGUGGGAAAGGUGUUGCAUGGUGGGAGGCCUCCAGAGGGGAAAAUGUUUUGGAGGUUUUUUUUUAAUUUUACAUGUUAGCCAGAUAAGUCUUUUUUUUUUUUUUUUAAUUUCUGUCUGUUUGGGUGGGCAGGCUGCACAUCUGCUGCCUUAUGUGUGCUUCCACAGGUCCCGCACCUAACUUGUCUCCACAGCUGAGUCCAAGCAUGGGACCCUUGAGGUUUCUCUGGUGUUGCUUGUUCUUGCUUAAUCCUGCUGCUAUAUUGGGGUCAGGUGGGGGCCCGGCUUGAAUCCUGGCUGAAGGAAGCAGAAGCAGUCGAGUCUGAGCAGAGAAUUUUUAUCAUUCCCCCACCCCUCGUUAGAAAUGGCCAGUAGGUGGAGGAGACUGUUCUUCUACCGGGCUCCAUGUGAAGGGCCAGGCUUUCCAGUGUGCCCCUCAACAUGUGCCUGUUUGCACACAUGGUGCCUGUAUGUGAAUGAGGGGAACUGGGUUCUCACUCGUGCACUAGGUCCCCAGGCAUCCACUGGGGACAAUAACCUGCAGCCUGGAACAGCUCCAGGAUUUCAUGGACUUCCCUUGGCCAAGCUUAGAACCAGACAUGUUCUGUUGCAAAGCAACAGGUCUGGGAUGUGAGCUAAAAGAAAUCCCCAUCUCCAUUAGAUUUAGGACUUACAGUCUUUUGCUACUAGAGGUGGGAGCCCCAGUGGCAGAGGAGAGGAGAGCAACGUGCCCAAAAUAGGGCGAGGAUAUAAUGGGUUCAUGGAUGUUGUAGCUAUCCCUGUUGGGUGUGUCCACACUAUGAGUUGCCUUUGGGUUUUUGGCACAUGGUAACAAACUGGUAAAAUUCCUGUGUAGUUUGAUCACUUCCUCCUGUGAUGCAGGUUGAGGUGGAUGUUCAAGGAAAGUGGAUGGUUACCUAACAUCAGAGAAAGAGAUGCACUUUUUCUUUUUAAUCACGUAAUGACCUGGCUAUCAAGUCAGCCCUCGGUGCUUGCAGCAUGUGGCUUUAAGGAAAAUAAGCAGUUUACAGGUUCCAACUAGAUUCGUUAUUUAUUCUCCCGUCUGCUGCUUCCAUGUUAGAGUAGAUCUAGUUGUGGAUGAUGCAGUGUGAGGUCUCUGGGAUCAGCCAAGGGGUACACGUGCGGACGAGCGAGAGAUCCCAGUCUGAGGGUGUCGUUUUAGUGAUACGCUCUGCAGAGCUGAGGUCUCUCUGAAGGUCCUGCAGGUCUGCCCACCAGAGGGAGAGCAAAUGGUGGUUGCAGUCACUGGGGAGGGAUGAGAGAGGCAUACAUUCUGCAUCCCAUGGCCAGAGCCAUUUUAUCCUCAGAGGUCCAAACAUCUCCUGGCCUGAUGACAGUGGCAGUUGAACUGGGGUGGAAGGAAUUAUUGAGGACGACAACUUGCCAUCCAUUGUCUCACUUAUGCACAUCCUUCUCCAAGAUACGCUCCAGCACUGGGAUGCCUGCAUGCCAAGACACCACCCCUCAGAGCAAAAGUCUAACUCAGCCCAUCACAGUUGCUUUCAGGACAGCAUUUUCCCUCAUGUGCUGUCAGGAGCCUUUCUGUCCUCUGUGCUGGUCUCCCUUUCUCCCUCACUCUGCAAUCCACCCCUCUCCCCUUGUCCUGGCACAACUGAAUGUUUCUCUGCAACCUUUCCCCUUCACCUCUCUUGCAAGUGUUGGAACAAACCCUUCCAGUGUCCAAGAUGUUCGUUUUUGCCUCUGCUGAUUGUCUUUAUUUCAACAUCUACUCAGGAACAGGGUGGGGUGGGCUGGGGUGGUGGCACUGACGGGGUGGCAGGGCACAGGGAUAUUGUUAUCAGCUCUUGGAAGGGUUGAGAAGGAGUGAGAACUUGCUUUGCAUCCUCCUUGGACGCUGUAUCAUUAUCACAUGACUUCUUCUUUUUUGACGUUUCAAACCUUAUGGCCUGUAAUUCCUGUCGUGAAAUAAAAACAUGGGAUCUUCAUGUCCAAUAAAGGAGGAUUUCAAAUUCA
Messenger RNA from Alligator mississippiensis (American alligator), 5382 nucleotides. RefSeq names its product solute carrier family 27 member 4 (gene SLC27A4). NCBI's taxonomy places the organism in Eukaryota, Metazoa, Chordata, Crocodylia, Alligatoridae. Gene Ontology annotation, biological process: medium-chain fatty acid transport; very long-chain fatty acid catabolic process; long-chain fatty acid import into cell. Gene Ontology annotation, molecular function: long-chain fatty acid transmembrane transporter activity; long-chain fatty acid-CoA ligase activity. The coding region runs from base 252 to 2183 and encodes 643 amino acids. The record is from RefSeq and is a predicted model, not a curated record. The transcript is spliced from 13 exons. Gene Ontology annotation, cellular component: plasma membrane; endoplasmic reticulum membrane; microvillus.